AGUAAUCAAUACCUUGUUGCCUGUUAAGACUCGGCAAAGAAAUGAAAAGGAGUUUAGCUGACACCUCAACUCGCAGCACAGCAGGUUGUCUGCCUGUGCCACUGUUCAAUCAGAAAAAAAGAACUAGACAGCCCCUCACUUCAAAUCCACUUAAAAAUGAACCAGGUGCCGGUCCUGGGACUCGUACUUAUGACUUCUCUCCCACAUCAUUUGGCUGGGGGACUGCAAACCCAGAAGUGGCUGAACUGCAGAAAGCAGCAAACAGUGGCCAAACAGAACAUCAGAUGGCUCCUUCCCUCCUGAAACCACCAAAUGCAUCAAAGUUUAAUUUAGCAAAUGCUGGAAAAAACUUGACUGCCUGCAGGAACAGAAAUGAGUAUAAUCCUUUGAAUAACACAGCAGAUCCAAGGUCUGACAGUGGAAUCACUCAAAAGUUUGGGAACCUUUCAAACAGUUGGAAAACUGUCCAGCAGCAAAAAAACCCUGGUAACCGUAAUUCAUCUCAGCUCCUCAAAACAGAAACCAGCCAGCCAAAGACACCCAAAGGACAGUGGCCAGUGAAACCUAACCCUGUAUCAAGAAGCCUGCAGGGUCAUAGUCCGGCAUAUAAAUUUAACUCCAAUAUUCAGCAAAAUAAAAUGAAUGAAGACCAAUUUGAUUUUGUCCCAGAAGAAAAAAGUCAGGAAGUUCCAUCAUCCCAAAUAAAAAUGAGAGAAAAAAGGAAUUCUUUGCGAAUCCUGUCUGCAGUCAUUGAAAGCCUGAGGCACUGGAGUCAAUACUCUUACAGAACUGCUCUCUUAUUCGAGGUCUUAGGCACACUGGACUCUGCAGUCACACCUGGAGCUUAUGGGGCAAAGAACUUCCUUCUGAGAGAUGGAAAGGAGACCCUGCCUUGUGUGUUUUAUGAAAUUGACCGUGAGCUUCCAAGACUAAUUCGAGGCCGAGUGCACAGGUGCAUGGGAAACUAUGAUGCAAAAAGGAACAUUUUCAAGUGUGUCUCUGUAAGACCAGCAACUGCUCCAGAACAGAACACUUUCCAGGACUUUGUGAAAAUUGCAGAUGCUGAGAUGGCAGCAUAUGUAAAAACAAUGAAUGAAAUGUAGAAGUUGAAAUGGAUUCUCUGACUUUCACUGAUCGUUACCCAGAAAGGCUGGACGUGCUGAAGCGUUUCCCAAAACUAACAGUGAGAAUCUGGUUGAAUCAUUGGGAAUAUCACUGUGCUGUGCUAGCCAACAAAUGUUAGUAACAAUGUUUUGUUCUCACUGUUACUUUCUUUGGCUUUCCCAGUUAAAUAUUCAAUAACAGGGGUUUGUUACAUAGUAGAUUAGACUUUACUGGAUAAAUUUAGAAUUAAAAUGCUGAAGUUUUGCAGUAGAGCAAGUGUCUUACAAUUCAGAUUCCCACUGCUUUUCGUUAUCUUCAGUUUUGAGAAAUUCCUUCAAUACCUGGUUCAAAAUGUUGACUGCAUACUUAUUUUGAGCAGUAUUUGCUCAUGGUUCAACAGCUAACA
Myiozetetes cayanensis is the source of this 1510-nucleotide messenger RNA. RefSeq names its product spermatogenesis associated 22 (gene SPATA22). Lineage: Eukaryota; Metazoa; Chordata; Aves; Passeriformes; Tyrannidae. The transcript is spliced from 8 exons. Gene Ontology annotation, biological process: gamete generation; regulation of meiotic cell cycle; meiotic DNA repair synthesis. The record is from RefSeq and is a predicted model, not a curated record. The coding region runs from base 42 to 1103 and encodes 353 amino acids.